This is a messenger RNA of Cladophialophora psammophila CBS 110553, 1515 nucleotides long. RefSeq lists its product as uncharacterized. The record is from RefSeq and is a predicted model, not a curated record. Gene Ontology annotation, cellular component: membrane. The transcript has a single exon. Bases 1 to 1515 code for a protein of 504 amino acids. Gene Ontology annotation, biological process: transmembrane transport. NCBI's taxonomy places the organism in Eukaryota, Fungi, Ascomycota, Eurotiomycetes, Chaetothyriales, Herpotrichiellaceae. Gene Ontology annotation, molecular function: transmembrane transporter activity.
AUGGCUGCCGAAAAAGACUCUGUUGUCCAAGGCAAGACCGACAUCACUCAUGUCGAAGGCCAGGACAUCACCUCCACCGCCGAGAACGAGCAGAAAAUCGAGGCCGUCGGCAGGCUUGAGGCCCUCGCCUUCAACUAUACCAAGGCGGAGGAGAAACGCAUGCUCACGAAAAUCGACAUCAUCGUCCUAGGCUAUGUCUCCGGUGCAUACCUGUUGGCAUAUAUGGAUCGCGGCAACAUAGGAAACGCUAACACGGCUGGUAUGUCCAAGGAUCUGGGCCUCACUGAUGGCCAGUACCAAUGGCUCUUGACUGCGUUGUACUUGGGUUACAUUCUCUUUGACUGGCAGACUGUUUUCUACAAGAUCUUUCCAGCCCGAUACUAUGUCCCCACCGUCAUCAUUAUCUGGGGUACCAUUGCUGGAUGCUGCGGUGCUGCCCAAAACUUUGCAGGCAUGCUGGUCUUGCGACUCUUGUUGGGCAUCUUCGAGUCCUCCUACAGCCCUGGACUGGCCUACUUCUUCUCCUUCUUCUAUUACCGCAAAGAAAUGGGUCGACGACUGGGCUGGUACGUGUCAAUUGCUCCUCUAGGGGCCUCUUUUGCCGGAGCAUUCGCCUACUUUGUCACAAAACACCAUCAUGCCAUCGCAGGUUGGCGUGCCCUGUUCCUCGUGGAAGGUCUACCUGCUGUCGCCGUGGGCCUCUUCGGCUACUACUGGCUCCCCAGCAAUCCUCAAGACUGCCAAUUCCUUACCGAGAAGGAAAAGAAGAUUGCCCGCGCUCGCAUGGUCCGAAUGGUCGGAAAUGUCGAGCGUGACCGGAAGAUCGAUAUCAAGAACUUCUUUGCAUCAUUGCUCGACCUCAAGAACUGGUUGCCGACCCUCAUGUACUUCUCCUGCAAUGUGAGCUACGCCUCUUUGCCAAUCUACAUACCAACCAUCCUCCAAGGCAUGGGUUUCACCGCUCUCCACGCCCAAGGUCUCUCGGCACCGCCCUACCUGUUUGCCUGUCUCGUUGUGCUUGCAAUCGGUCAUCUCUCCGACCAUUUCCAACGCCGAGGCAUCUUCCUCGCCAUGUGCAGCGGAACCGCCGCCGUGGGCUAUCUGAUCUUAUGUCUGGUCGAAGUGGUCGGAGUCAAAUACUUUGCUCUCUACCUCGUCGCAGGCGGACUGUACCCGUGUAUCGGUCUCGUCCUCUCCUGGGUCGCGAACAACAACGGCAGCGACAGCAAGCGCGGCGCCGGCUUCAUCCUCAUGAACUUCGUAGGCCAGUGCGGGCCGCUCGUGGGGACCCACAUCUUCCCGGCCAGCGAGGCGCCUCACUACAAGAAGGGAUUCUGGAUCAGUUUUGGAUUCUGCACUUUCGCGGCGACGAUGGCAUUGACGCAGAUUGCUUGGUUGACACACCUGAACAAGAAGCUCGACGAGAAGUACGGACCAGUCCGCGAAAUCGUCAACACCGAGGACGAGAUCGGCGCGGAAACCGACUCGAGCGAGAAUUUCAGGUAUAUCUUGUAG